Molecule: messenger RNA, 1542 nt
Organism: Gasterosteus aculeatus aculeatus (three-spined stickleback)
Lineage: Eukaryota; Metazoa; Chordata; Actinopteri; Perciformes; Gasterosteidae
Source: RefSeq, a predicted model, not a curated record
CUGGGAAUGAACGAGGUCACUAAAGUGGACGUGACUUUAGAGACGAAUGUCCCCACACUGUACCAGGUGGACCAGGAGAUUGCCAACGAGGCGGCGCCGAGCUCCCGCUUUCCACCGGCCCACUUGGCACGCUCACGGUCCCAGAAUGCACUGCGCACUGCCGUCCCAGCGGCUGUUGGCAUCACUGAAUACAAAGGAGUUCAGAAUGAAGAGAUCCUGAAGGAUGAGCUGCCGGUCCUUGGUGCCCCGGACACCAUGGAGAAGACUGCCAGCAGGUCUCGUUGUCUUGUGAAGCAGCUGGAAAGGGGGGAGGCAUCUGUGGUGGAGCUGAAGAGAAACCUGGACUACGCCGCCUCAGUCCUAGAAGCUCUGUGCAUUGAGGAAGCCAGGCGGCUGGUGGAUCCAGAGGACCAGCUGGGUGACAUCCGGUCGGACUCGGUGCCGUCAGAGGUUCGGGACUGGCUGGCUUCCACUUUCACCCGGCAGACGGUUGUGAUGCUGCGCCGUAACGAGGACAAGCCACGCUUCCGCAGCAUCGUUCAUGCAGUGCAGGCCGGCAUCUUUGUGGAGAGGAUGUACAGACGGACCACCAACAUCGUCGGUCUUAGUUAUCCACAAGAUGUCAUCACUAUUUUGCAGAAUGUGGACAUGUGGUCUUUUGAUGUGUUUGCACUGAACGAUGCUAGUGGGGACCACGCUCUGAAAUUUGUCUUCUAUGAGCUAUUCACCAGAUAUGACUUGAUCAACCGUUUCAAGGUCCCUGUUUGUGUCCUCAUAUCCUUCGUGGACUCCUUGGAAGUGGGCUACAGCAAACACAAGAAUCCCUAUCACAACCUGACGCAUGCGGCUGAUGUCACACAGACCAUUCAUUACCUGCUCCUCAAGACCGGCAUGGUUCACUGGCUCAGUGAGUUGGAGAUCUUUGCCAUCAUUUUUGCAGCUGCCAUUCAUGACUACGAGCACACAGGGACCACCAAUAACUUCCAUAUUCAGACAAGGUCAGACACCGCCAUGUUGUACAAUGACCGAGCUGUUUCGGAGAACUACCACGUCAGUGCUGCAUAUCGCCUUCUACAGCACAGUGAUGACAUGAACAUUCUGUCUAAUCUCUCCAAAGACGAGUGGAGAGAGCUUCGGGCUCUGGUGGUGGAGAUGGUGUUGGCCACAGACAUGUCCUGCCACUUCCAGCAGAUCAACGGGAUGAAAAGCCACCUGCAGCAACAUGAGGCGCCCGACAAAGCAAAGGCCUCGUCCCUGCUACUGCACACUGCUGACAUCAGCCACCCUGCCAAACGCUGGGACCUCCAUCAUCGCUGGACCACUUCCCUUCUGGAGGAGUUCUUUAGACAGGGGGAUAAAGAAGCGGAGCUGGGUCUACCGUUCUCUCCUCUCUGUGACCGCAAACCCACCAUGGUGGCCCAGUCUCAGAUUGGAUUCAUUGACUUCAUGGUGGAACCAACAUUUACAGUGCUGACAGAAAUGAUGGAGAAAACUGUGACUCCGCUUGUUGAGGAGGCAUCGCGAUCUGGAACGGCUGCCUUC